Messenger RNA from Peromyscus leucopus (white-footed mouse), 2277 nucleotides. RefSeq names its product cyclin-dependent kinase 11B-like. The record is from RefSeq and is a predicted model, not a curated record. Gene Ontology annotation, cellular component: nucleus. Gene Ontology annotation, molecular function: ATP binding; cyclin-dependent protein serine/threonine kinase activity. Lineage: Eukaryota; Metazoa; Chordata; Mammalia; Rodentia; Cricetidae. Gene Ontology annotation, biological process: protein phosphorylation; regulation of mitotic cell cycle.
AUGGGUAAUGAAAAGGACUCUUGGAAAGUGAAAAUGUUAGAUGACAUUCUCCAGGAAAAGAAACGAAGGAAAAAACAAAAGGAGAAAGCAGAGAUAAAACACUUAAAAAUUUCUGAUGACCAGGAUUCCCUUGAGGAGGGGGAGCUGAGAGAUCACCAAAUGGAAACCACAAGCAGGAGCUCAUCAUAUAGAAGAGACGAUCCUAUGGAAGACAGAGGAGAGGAAGAUAAUUCUCUGGCCAUUAAACCACCCCAGCAAAUGUCCCAGAAAGAAAAAGCCCAUCACAGAAAAGAUGAGAAGAGAAAAGAGAAGCGUAGACAUCGUAGCCAUUCAUGGAAGCACGCUAGAGUGAAAGAAAAAGAAAGAGAACAUGAACGUCAGAAACGCCAUCGAAAAGAACAAGAUAAAGCUCUUAGAGAAUGGGAAAGACAGAAGAGGAGAGAAAUGGCAAGAGAACAUUCCAGGAGAGAAAGGGAAGGCUUGGAGCAGUUAGAAAGGAAGAGGGAGCGGGAGCGCAAGAUGAGGGAGCAACAGAAGGAACAGCGGAAACAAAAGGAGCAGGAAUCUCACAAAGAGAGAGAAGCAUGUAGGGAAGUCUCUGCACAUCACCGUACCAUGAGGGAGGACUACAGUGAUAAAGGAAAGGUUGGCCACUGGAGCCGCAGCCCUCUGCGGCCACCUCGAGAGCGCAUUGAGCUGGGAGACGACCGUAAGCCAGUAAAAGAAGAGAAAAUAGAAGAAAGAGACCUUCUGUCAGACCUACAGGGCAUCAGUGCCAGUGAGAGGAAGACCAGCUUAGCCGAGUCUUCAUUAGCAGAAUCAGGCUCAGGUUCUGAGGAGGAGGAAGAAGAGGAAGAAGGGAGCACCAGUGAAGAAUCAGAGGAGGAGGAAGAGGAGACUGGGAGCUACUCUGAGGAAGCCUCAGAACAGUCUGCGGAAGAAGUGAGUGGUGAAGAAAUGAGUGAAAAUGAAGAGAGAGAAAAUGAAAACCACAUCUUGUUUGUUCCAGAGUCACAAUUUGACCGAGAUUCUGGGGACAGUGAAGAAAGGGAAGAAGUGGGUGAGGGGACCCCACAGAACAGUGCCCCAAUGGAAGGAGACUAUGUGCCUGACUCUCCAGCCCUGUCGCCCAUUGAGCUAAAACAGGAGCUGCCCAAGUACCUGCCAGCCCUGCAGGGAUGCCGGAGUGUAGAGGAGUUCCAGUGCCUGAACAGGAUUGAAGAAGGCACCUAUGGAGUAGUCUACAGAGCAAAGAACAAGAAAACAGAUGAAAUUGUGGCUCUGAAGCGGCUAAAGAUGGAGAAGGAGAAGGAAGGCUUCCCAAUCAUGUCACUGAGGGAGAUCAACACCAUCCUCAAGGCCCAGCACCCCAAUAUCGUCACUGUCCGAGAAAUCGUUGUGGGAAGCAACAUGGACAAGAUCUACAUUGUGAUGAAUUAUGUUGAGCAUGAUCUCAAGAGCCUAAUGGAGACCAUGAAGCAGCCCUUUCUGCUAGGGGAGGUGAAGACCCUAAUGAUCCAGCUGCUGAGUGGGGUGAAGCACCUCCAUGACAAUUGGAUCCUGCACCGUGACCUUAAGACCUCUAACCUUCUGCUGAGCCAUGCUGGCAUUCUCAAGAUCGGUGACUUUGGGCUGGCUCGUGAGUAUGGUUCACCCCUGAAGGCCUACACUCCAGUUGUCGUAACCCUAUGGUAUCGAGCCCCAGAACUGCUGCUUGGUGCUAAGGAGUACUUUACAGCUGUGGACAUGUGGUCAGUGGGCUGUAUCUUUGGAGAGCUGCUGACACAGAAACCUCUCUUCCCUGGGAAGUCAGACGAGAUUGAUCAGAUCAACAAGGUUUUCAAGGACUUGGGGACUCCCAGUGAGAAAAUCUGGCCUGGCUAUAAUGACCUCCCAGCAGUCAAGAAGAUGACCUUCAGCAAGUAUCCCUAUAACAACCUCCGCAAGCGAUUUGGGGCUUUGUUAUCAGAUCAGGGCUUUGAGCUCAUGAACAAGUUCCUGACAUACUAUACGGCGAGGAGGAUCAAUGCAGAAGAUGGCCUCAAGCAUGAGUAUUUCCGAGAGAUUCCCCUCCCCAUUGACCCGUCCAUGUUUCCCACAUGGCCGGCCAAGAGCGAGCAGCAGAGGGUGAAGCGAGACACGAGUCCAUGCCCCCCUGAGGGCGGCCUGGGCUACAGGCAGCUGGGUGAUGAUGACCUGAAGGAGACCAGCUUCCACCUCACCACCACCAACCAGGGAGCCUCAGCUGCUGGUCCUGGCUUCAGCCUCAAGUUCUGA